Fusarium odoratissimum NRRL 54006 is the source of this 1331-nucleotide messenger RNA. RefSeq lists its product as uncharacterized. Lineage: Eukaryota; Fungi; Ascomycota; Sordariomycetes; Hypocreales; Nectriaceae. The record is from RefSeq and is a predicted model, not a curated record. The transcript has 2 exons. The coding region runs from base 610 to 939 and encodes 109 amino acids.
AUCAGACUCUGCGAUUAACGACUGCCAAUUAAUCAACUUCUAACUCGUCUGCUGUACAGUAUCCCAUAAGACGACUCGGCUCGGCGCGUUCCCUCCUCUCCCUCUGAAGAUCAUGAUAUCUCAACACCCCUCAACGCCCGCUGUUCAUAAUCUUUAGGAACGUGGAACGCCGUUGCAGUGAGAUAAACGGACACUGGGCUGCAUCCGCCUGCAUAUGCAGCUUCUAAAACAUCCAUCGGUUAACGACUUCUAAGGUCUAGUUUACGACGAUCACUCGCCCUGGGCUCCACGUCUUCUUCUCUCUUUACUCCGCCGAGUUUCUUUUCUCCUUCUUGUUUUUGAUAAGCCACGAUAAUCAUUCAUGCACCUCCAUAAGUCUGGGGGUCAAAGAAAAAACAGCUGAGUCUUGAGUCUCGGGAAUCCCGGCCAAGGGAGGCAGAGAAGUGCUCGUGGCCAUGGACUUGGACUCAGAAAAAGCAAUUCACGGUCAUCUUCACGCCCCCACCUCGGGCAUGUGCCAGCUUCCUCCAGGAUCGUUGCCUGCGUGAAUCUUCGACUGGGUCCUAGAUCGGUCCCGAAGCCAAGUCUGGUCAGUGAUGCAGAUGCAUAAUGCCGUUGCUAUCCCUUGAGCUGAUCCUCCCAGCCAUUGAUACAAGUGGAACAACGCUCACUCUUGAGUCGUACUCGUCUAUCAGCUCGGUGGAUCGGCUUCAAUCCUGUUCUUGCAAAGGGGCUUUCUGCUUGUCUCGCUCCCGAGGGCUUGUUUCAGCGUUGCUUCUUCGCGUUGUCGUCUCUUCCCUCCCAGCGAUCAUUUGGUUCCGUUGGGCCGGAUUUUCGCGGAUCUGCCGUACGUCAAGACAGAUGUUUGGUAUGAUCUCCUGCCAAGCAAUGAUAGGUCGUGUGUGUGUAGGUCUCAGACAGUGGCAUAGCUCGAUAUAACGAUGGAGCUGCAGGCACGAGAUAAUGGCAUUGCAUUUGUGGUUCACUUUGGACGCCAGGUAUCCCAAUGGGGCGAAGGGAUUGCUUCAUUCAGUUUGGGUCUGGCUUUCAGCCUCGAUCAGGUUCCAUUGAGGCUUGAUGGCGAUCUCAAAGGGGCAAUCUGGGGUCGCGUGAUGGCCGUUGAGUUCUGGAGUUUGGUGUUACACGAGUGACGAUCUCAAGGGAGUGAGUCUCUACAGUUGGCGUAGAGAUGAGGCCCGACACAUAGCAAUAGUUUAUCGAGUUCACACUCCUCCCCUUGUUCGUUCAGCCACAUCGUCAAUGAGCCAAAAGUGAGUGAAACCUGAUUAGAAUGCGAUGUCUUUUCUGACGUCGUCGACGAUCUACCGACA